Molecule: messenger RNA, 2022 nt
Organism: Cylicocyclus nassatus
Lineage: Eukaryota; Metazoa; Nematoda; Chromadorea; Rhabditida; Strongylidae
Source: the annotation of a GenBank genome assembly
AUGAGCAGUUCAAAGCUUACGGUCGUCGUUCGUGUGCGGCCACUUAGCAACGCAGAAAAGGAGAAACGUCAUUUUCAAUGCGUUUUUCAACUCGAUAAACAGCGAUUACUGCUCGUCGAUCCGGAGAAAUAUGAGAACAAUAUUUUACGUCAAAAUCGCCAACACGAGCGGCAAUUCUCGUUCGAUGCGGCAUUUGGACCGAACUCGUCACAGCUCGAAAUUCAUCAAGUCACCACCUCACCUCUUGUGGACUCGGUGGUCGCCGGCUAUAACGCCACCGUCUUUGCCUACGGUGCCACGGGUUCUGGUAAAACAUUUACAAUGAUAGGGACAAGGGAACAUCCUGGGCUAAUGAGUUUACUAACUCAAAGCCUGUACCAGAAAAUUGAUUUGGACGAAUAUCAAGUGCAUCUCUCUUAUCUCGAGAUCUACAACGAAAUCAUUAGAGAUUUGCUAAGUCCCUCUGGAAGUGUUUUGGACCUGAUGGAGGACGAUAAAGGCAAUAUUCGAGUUCCAGGAUUGUCUGCAGUUCGGGCACCAAAUUUAACUCGAAUCAUGCAAAUCCUGCAAGAAGGAAACAUGCGGCGAACUCAAGAAUCCACAGAAGCAAACAAGACUUCAUCACGAAGUCAUGCACUUUUGCAGGUGGUCCUGCAACGACACAAUCGUCCACAUUCAAAGUUGUUUCUUAUAGACUUAGCAGGUUCCGAAAGAGCUUCCAAUACGAAUAAUCGUGGCAUCCGCUUGAAAGAAGGUGCUGCUAUAAAUCGUUCAUUGCUUGCUCUUGGAAAUGUUAUAAACUCACUUAGUUCAAAUACGAAAGGCAGAUAUGUCAACUAUAGAGACAGCAAGCUGACGCGACUUCUAAAGGAUUCACUUGGUGGAAAUGCCCGCACAUGCAUGAUUGCUCAUGUCACAGCUGCCAGUGGUCAUUAUGAGGAAACGUACAACACCUUAGUCUACGCUGCUAGAGCAAAGAAUAUCACGAAUAAGGUCACACGAAAUCGUCCAGCAUCAGCAGAUCAACCCUAUAGUGAAGCUAUGAGGGAGAUAAAGCGAGAAUUUGAACGACGGACAAUUCCACAUGCUGCAUCUACAAAUCAAAUUGACAAAACGACUCCAACCGACCGAUAUCGUGGUGGUGUAAGAUGGAAUGGAAGUACAACUACAUCAAAUGGUACAAUUAGGUCGAGGCGAUCGGAUGCAUCGAGUGAGAAACGAGACUUUGCAUCUUUGUUCAAUCAGCUAAAAGAGCAAUAUAUCAGCAUCUCAGACAAGCAACAAAAGCUUAGGGAACGUCUUAUGCAAGCGAAUCAGGAUGCCUAUGAGGUUGAAAUGGGUCGAACUUCGAAAGUGGCCAUUAUAAGUGCUUGGGAGAAGCAUAAUCAGUCAGAAAGAGCUGUAGAAAGCAUCAAUCGGCUAAAGUCAGAAGUUGCCGAAUUGGACGAGCGACUAAACCAAAUGGUCUAUAUCCGACAAAAGUUGGAAAAAGCUCUUCGCAAAGGACAAGAGACGGCCAAAGGCGUUGAAACUAGGCUGAGAUCAUUAGCUCAAACGAAAGAACAGAAGGAAUUGAUAGAUCUCGUAGUCAGAAUGGACAGCAUGCAAGCUGAACGGAUCUCAGCAGUAAAUGAUCUUGCUAUACAAUCCAUGAUUAUGCAAAAGACGGAUAGUUCCAUGUCAAAGCUAACAAAAUACGAAAUGCUAGCUGAGAAGUUGAUUGAAGGUCGAUUAGAUGAUAAGGACCGUGAACAACUCGAACAAGAGUAUAGAAUAGUAAAAAACCAAUUUCAUUACCAUUUGAUUCCGCUCAAAAACAUUCAUACCGUCGUGUCAUGGAACUCAUUGCUUCUUCCAAAAUUGAACUCAUCUCCUUCAACUUCUGACGAAACGGAGCGAACAGGAAGUAGGAGGAUGAAGAAGCAGGACUCAGUGCAGCUUCCAACCAUCUUAAAAGGUCGAGAGGUCGAAAAAGACUCAGGAACUGAUUCUUAUGAUGGCGGAAGUAAGAGGAUAAUUUAG